Molecule: messenger RNA, 1533 nt
Organism: Neogale vison (American mink)
Lineage: Eukaryota; Metazoa; Chordata; Mammalia; Carnivora; Mustelidae
Product: vegetative cell wall protein gp1-like
Exons: 1
Coding region: 1-1533 (510 amino acids)
Source: RefSeq, a predicted model, not a curated record
AUGCCCCACCCCCUGGUACCCCCACCUCUAGCAGACCCCAGCCCCCAUCCAUCCCCCUCCCUCCCAGACCCCAGCUCCCCUUCCUGCCCCUGUGUCCAAGCCCCCAUCCCAGACCGCUGGUUCCGAAGACCCCGCAGGCAGCAGGCCCGGCAAGCCCCAGGGAUCCCCGGCCCUCACAGAACACUGGCCCUCCUGGACCCCCAGCUCCCUGGAGCCCCCAGCCUUCACAGCCCCCCCCCCCGUCCCCCCGUCCCCCAGGUGCCGGCAUCCCCAGCCCUCACGUGCCCCCAGCUCCCCAGAGCUCCCAGUCUUCAGACAUCCCCGCCCCUCACAGCCCCCCCGGAGCCCCCGGCCCUGACAGACCCGGCCCCUGCAGCCCCCAGAGCCCCCGAUCCUCGCAGAGCUAGGUCUCCCCAGAAUCUCCUGUCCUCAGGCCCCGGCGCCUCGCAGCCCCCCGCAGCCCGUGACCCUCGCAGACCCCGGUUCCCGCAGCCUCCAGAGCUCCGGGCCCUCGCAGACCCCAGCCCCUCGCAGACCCCGGCGGUGACAGGCCCCGAGCCCUCGCAGACCUCGGCCCCCCAGAACCUCCUGUCCUCAGACCCCAGCCCCUCUCAGCCCCUAGAGCCCCCACAGCCCCUGACCCUCGCAGAUCCCCGACCCCCCGCAGCCCCCGGAGCCCGUGACCCUGGCAGACCCCAGCCCCCGCGGCCCCCAGAGCUCCGGGCCCUCGCAGACCCCAGCCCCUCGCAGACCUCGGCCUCCCGCAGCGCCCCCAGCCCUCCGGAGCCCCGACCCUCGCAGACCUCGGCCCCCCGCAGCCCCCCGGAGCCCCCAGCCCCCCAGAACCUCCGCGGCUCCCAGCCCUCAGCCCCCGACCCUUCGCAGCCCCCCGAGCCCCGGGACCCCCGCAGCCCCCGGCCCCCCCCACCAUCCCCGCAAGCCCCCGGCCCCCCCGCCCCGCAGCCCCCGCGGCCCCCGCGGCCCCGGCCCGGCUCGCGGAAAGGCGUGGUCCCGGGGACUCGCUCACCGGCGCGGGGCUCCGCCUGCGCCCCCGGCCGCCGCCGCCCAGGCCCGAGCUCACCGCCGUCCCCCGACGACCCCGGCAGCCGCGGCCUCCCCGCCCGGCGCCGCCACCGUCCGCCGCAGGCGCCCCCGACGCCACCCGCCGCCGCCGCCGCCCGCCCCUGUGACGCAUUUCCGCUUCCGGCCCUGGACCCGCGGAAGCGGGCGCGCGGCGGCUCCCUGUUUCGUCUGCCGGCUCUGGCUCCGCCCCUAGGCGGGACUUCCGGGAGGCCUCCGCGCGGGGCGGGGCUGGGGGGGGCGAAGGACGGGCUCGGGCUCUGCACUGCGCGUGCGCGAGUCCGCCCCGCCCCCCCCAGGCACCACCUGCGCGCGGGCUCUAACCGCGGGCCUUACCUGCGGGCGCGCGCGCGCUCACCGGCCGGAAGCCCGGCAGGUGCAGAGCCUGCGCGUACGUCGGAUCGCUGUCGGGAGCGCGCAUCGCAGACAGCACGGCCGGAGCACGGUCUGUAA